This is a messenger RNA of Lucilia cuprina (Australian sheep blowfly), 1093 nucleotides long. It is a transcript of the gene Wdr82, whose product is annotated as WD repeat-containing protein 82. Gene Ontology annotation, cellular component: Set1C/COMPASS complex. The record is from RefSeq and is a predicted model, not a curated record. The coding region runs from base 61 to 1014 and encodes 317 amino acids. Gene Ontology annotation, molecular function: protein binding; chromatin binding. The transcript has a single exon. Lineage: Eukaryota; Metazoa; Arthropoda; Insecta; Diptera; Calliphoridae.
ACAGGAAGCAAAAACAAAAACUUAAAAAACAAGUUAAAACUGUAAAUAAAUAUUACCAAUAUGAAGAUGAAACUAAUUGAUAAUGUUGUGCGGAGUUUUAAGGUCGCUAAAGUGUUUAGAGAGAAUACAGAUAAGAUCAAUGCCAUUGACUUUUCACCAAAUGGAGAACAUUUAAUUUCGUGCAGCGAAGACGAUCAAAUUGUUAUAUAUGAUUGUGAAAAAGGUACCCAAUCCCGUACAGUGAACUCUAAAAAAUAUGGCGUAGAUUUAAUACAUUUUACACAUGCGAAUAACACAGCUAUCCAUAGCUCGACAAAAGUGGACGACACAAUCAGAUAUUUGAGCUUACACGAUAAUAAAUACUUACGUUAUUUCCCUGGUCAUACCAAGAAGGUGAUAUCUUUAUGCAUAUCUCCUGUAGAAGAUACAUUUUUAUCAGGAUCAUUAGAUAAGACACUACGACUAUGGGAUUUGAGAUCUCCAAAUUGCCAAGGAUUAAUGCAUUUGUCUGGUCGUCCCGUAGCUGCAUAUGAUCCCGAGGGUUUGAUAUUUGCCGCUGGAGUAAACUCUGAAAGUAUUAAACUGUACGACCUACGUUCCUUUGAUAAAGGGCCUUUCGUCACUUUUAAACUAAAUCAAGAGAAAGAAUGUGAUUGGACGGGAUUAAAAUUUUCUCGUGAUGGUAAAACUAUACUUAUAAGUACAAAUGGAUCAAUAAUACGCCUGGUAGAUGCAUUCCAUGGUACACCUCUGCAGACUUUUACAGGUUAUCCAAACACUAAGGGAAUCCCAAUUGAAGCAAGUUUUAGUCCCGAUUCCCAAUUUAUUUUUUCCGGUAGUACUGAUGGCCGAGUUCAUGUUUGGAAUGCUGAUACAGGGUAUAAAGUAUGUGUCCUAAAUGGCGAUCAUCCAGGUCCAGUCCAAUGCGUUCAAUUUAAUCCCAAAUAUAUGUUAUUAGCAUCUGCUUGUACUAAUAUGGCGUUUUGGCUGCCUACUUCCGACGAAGGCCUAUAAAUUAAUCUAACUUUUCUUUAAAAAAAUAUAAAAUCUAUGAUCUUUGAAGAAUAAUAAAAUAUUUUGUUAUAUAAAGCAA